This is a messenger RNA of Homarus americanus (American lobster), 1754 nucleotides long. It is a transcript of the gene Ccdc58, whose product is annotated as protein MIX23-like. NCBI's taxonomy places the organism in Eukaryota, Metazoa, Arthropoda, Malacostraca, Decapoda, Nephropidae. The transcript has 5 exons. Gene Ontology annotation, cellular component: mitochondrion; mitochondrial intermembrane space. Bases 56 to 523 code for a protein of 155 amino acids. The record is from RefSeq and is a predicted model, not a curated record.
UUGGGACACUGGACCUGGCGGUGAUCUGUACCCACUAACCCGAACAAGUUGUAACAUGGCCGCCACCACGCCAGUCUCAUGCGAGGAUAUUACGGACACACUGCAAGCAAUGCGGGCCAUUGAUGACAAAAUAAUAUACGAGUUGAAUUUGGCCACCCCAACACAGUCCUUUAGAAAUGAAGUGAAUCCAGAAAAUCACUGCAGGACUUUACAUGAACGAAUUGUGAGUGAACUUCUGAUGUGGUAUAGACGAGGAGCGCUAACAUUAAGUAAAACGUAUGAACAUAGAGGAGCCAUGAUUGAGACGUGUUUGAAUGAAUCACGGGUGAAGGUUCGCAGUUUACAGGCAGAAGCUCUUCACAAAAAAGAAAAUCCACAGAUCUUGAGGAAGAUUCGUAGUGAACAGAGCAGAAUUCGUGAAUUACAGAAUGAAGUAACUAUCGAAGAGAUUAUUCGAGAGCGCAGCUUAAGAGUGUUUGAGGAACGGUGCCGUCAGUUUUUUAAACCUCCCAAAGCUGAAUGACCAAUUAGCCAGUAGGAUGAGUCCAUAGAGCAGUACAAUGAUGUCACAUUUCUUUCUUCAGGUCCAAUAGGAAACAAUGCAAAUGGGAAUAAAGCUUAACAUGUAACCAAUUUGCAUUAUUAAAAUGUAAGUACAGUACUGUAUAUUUCUUGGUCAGAUUUGAUUAUCACUGCUUGUCUAGCAAAACUGUUUGUUGUGAUGCAGUGGUUGAGUUAGGGUCCUCCUGUAUUUUGUGUCUUCUUCGUAGAGGGUUAAGGAAUAGUGCUGCAUAAAGAGAGCAUGAUCAUACCAGCUUUCAUCUCUUCACUGUUUAUUCCAUAAGCUCAUAUUCAUUACAGUCAUACAAAUUUUUAUUAAUCAUCUGCAGCUCCCCUUUGUAUUUACUUUUUAUGGGAUAAGUGUAUAUAGUAAACUUGUUCUAGAAUAAAGGCCUUUCACUUGUGGAUCCUAAUAUCCUAGUCAAGUGUGUGGAUGUUUUAACCCUUUCAGACCUACACUUGUACCUCAUCUACUUAGGACCAGAGUCUUACGCAUUUACAAGAUAUGAACGAAUGUUUCUCGUCUCGUUUCAAAUAUCCUGGAAUAGCCGUGAGCCGUUUAAUGAUGCCAUAUGUAACCAACAGUUAUAAUUCACCCUCAGAAAUUUCAAAGCUGCUCAUUACCCUACAAACACCUUGGAGGACGGAUGUUUAUCAGAACUCAUAUCUGGCAACCUUGAGUGAUACAAAUGCUUCUGGUAGAUGCAAACGUAAAUACUGUAUAAACAUAAAUGUGUCUCAGUACGGUAGAUGCAAUAUUGAUGGGAAGUAGUCGAUGAGCACAGGGAGAUGUUAGAAAGACAUAGUGGUCCAAACUAUAAUAUCAUUAAGGAAGCAGGAAGCAUAAGGAAACCAGCUGCUAACACUAAGGUUAACUUUUUAAAAUUAUUGUUUAAAAAUUUCUUUCCCCCAUAAAAAAUUGAGGCUGGAAGGACAUACCCACCGAACUUAGGACUGAAAGGGUUAAAUAAGCAAAAAUCCAAAAUUGUAAUAAUUUCCUGCAUAAAUUGUUUUUUGUUCUAAAUAUGCAUAUACGUACAGUGUUCAAAGUUUUCUUUACAAAGACACACUGUACUUGGGGAAUAAGCAAUUCUCAUUAUAGGUAAUAGGCAUUUCUGUUGAAGAUGUACAGGUAAAUGUGUUAUGAAUUACAAGUAACUCAGGCACAACCUUUGGAAUAAACUGCAUUAUAA